AUGGAAAGUGAGGAAAUCGUGGAUCAAGUAACGAAGGACAUCAAUGCAGUGCCAGUUGUUGACCAUCAUGAGUUCGUUCUUCCUCAUGAUUUUUCGGACUUGAAUACACUUCCACAACUUCACAUCUUGGAUUUUGUUCGAGAUGCAGACAAUUGCUGUGAGGUUGUUAAGAGUAUUGUUAAGUCAGUUACAAGGAUAACUACUUCAUGUCUGCAUCAGAAAAAUGAAGAGAAUAGAUUAUUAAAUUUCUCAUCAUCAUCAGGGGAAGUCAAUCAUGCAGAUACCAAUGUCUUGGUGAAGCAUCUGCAAGAAGAGCUUAGGAGCUAUGAGUCUGAGGUUCAAGAAGCAAGAAAGUUGAAGUCCUCCCUUGAAAACAAUGAAUUACUGAGAGUGAAGUUUUUGGAAGAAAAGGCCCGCAGGGACCGGGCAGAAUCAGAUUUACUUAAGCUGCAAGAGGUCCAGCAAAAUGCGAAGAAGUUGGAGGACGAAUUGACCUCUUGGAAGUUGGCAAUCAACGAUAUUCCUGGUGUGCUGUGUCCCGAUGAUCUACCGAUUAAGUUUUCAGGCUUGCAGAAAGAGGUUCUUGAGAGUAUGAUGAAAUUGGGUGAGGUGAAUGCACGUUUGAAACAGAUGGAGGUAGCUCUGGAAGUUACAGAGCAUGGAAGACAGCAAGCCGAAACUGAGGCUGCAUUGCUGAAAAGGAAGGCAGAAGAAUCAGUUUCAGAGGUCAGGCGGCUUGAGUUAAUUCUUUCUUCGGUUAAUGAAGAAAGAGAGAGGCUAAGAAAGGAUGCUUAUGCAUUGAAGAAGCAUGCGGAAGCAGAAGGGGGAUCAACUAAUGAGACUCCAGUGCAGGAACUGGAGGCAUCUCUUGCUAAAAAGGAACAAGCUAUUCAAGCAUUGGAGCAUGAGUUAAAUGAACAAAAGGAAACGAUAAAUCAUCAGCACAAUGAAAUUAAGUUGCUGACUGAGAGGCUGAGUGAUGAAACAAGAAAAAUAAAGUCACUGGAGAGGGAGGGGGAUCGUUUUCGUUCUGAGAUUGCUAUACUGGAAUCCAAGUUAAGUCAGGGUGAUUAUUCUUCUGCAAGCACAAAAGUUCUGCGGAUGGUCAAUACCUUGGCUGUCGAUGGUGAGGCUAAACAUACUAUUGAAGCACUACGAACUGAAUUGCAGAAAACAAAGGAAAAGUUACAAGCUGUUGAAGAAUUGAAAGGACAGUCAGAUGCUGGAAAUUUUAUUGAUUCCCAAAUAUCUGACAAGCUUGCACAACUCAAAGGGCAAAUUGCAACUCUGGAGAAACGUGAAGAGAGAUACAAGACCGUAUUUGCUGAGAAAAUUUCUGUUUUCCGAAGGGCUUGUUGUUCACUUUUUGGUUACAAGAUAGUAAUGGAUGAUCACCAACGUCCUAAUGGAAUUCCAGUGACACGGUUUACUCUCCAAUCUAUUUAUGCCCAGAAUGAUGACGAGAAGCUCGAAUUUGAAUAUGAAUCAGGAAACACAAAUAUUUUGGAAAAUGAUUAUGCUUCUCAAACUGAGAUAGCGCAACAGAUUGCGAUAUUCAUACGGAAGAUGAACUCAAUUCCUGCAUUUACUGCCAAUUUAACGGUGGAGUCCUUCAACAGGCAGACGCUUUCCUAAAGCUCAUGUACUAUCAUCAUCAGGCCAAAAGCAGGCCUUGUAAGUUGUAACUAUUUUUGUUUUUCCCAUUCCGAGUAGAAAAGGUGAUAGCACAUAUGCUAUUUGGUUCAGGUUUGGCUGAAAUUAUUAACCAUGGCAUGCAUGCUCCAUUUGACUUAUUCUCAAUAGCUUAUGUUCUUCAUGUUUUGAUAUGCUGAGCAAGACCAAGUAGUUUUGGUUGGUUUGUAUGCACGGAUUAGGUUCAAAAGGUGAGGUUCUGUGAGUUCUGGUGAAUAUAUUCUUGGCCUGGGUUUGGUUGAUGCUUAUGUUCAUAUCUCCAGACAUAUAAUACUCUGACCAUUCUGUUGAGAUUAUAAUAUAUAAGGUAAUGGUCCUAAAGUAA
Messenger RNA from Macadamia integrifolia, 2017 nucleotides. RefSeq names its product mitotic spindle checkpoint protein MAD1. Gene Ontology annotation, cellular component: nuclear envelope; mitotic spindle; kinetochore. Gene Ontology annotation, biological process: attachment of mitotic spindle microtubules to kinetochore; mitotic spindle assembly checkpoint signaling. Lineage: Eukaryota; Viridiplantae; Streptophyta; Magnoliopsida; Proteales; Proteaceae. The record is from RefSeq and is a predicted model, not a curated record. The transcript is spliced from 13 exons. Bases 1 to 1635 code for a protein of 544 amino acids.